AUGUCAAGCAACCCAACAGAUAGACAGGAUCAGAGGAAGAGCCAGUUCAAAAAGAUUAUCGAUGCCGAUGAUGCUCGUCGAAAGAGAGAGGAACUCUCACUCUCAAUCAGAAAGAGCAAGCGUGAGGAGUCUCUAUCAAAGAAGAGGAAUAUAAAGACUGAUCUCUCCAUACAUCAAAGGUUGGAGAACCUACCAGAGAUGAUCAAGGGACUGCAGUCGAAUCAAUAUGAAUCAGUACUCCAAGCAACCAUUGCAUUUAGAAAGCUAUUGUCGAUUGAGAGAUCACCUCCCAUUCAAGAGGUUAUCGAUACAGGCGUAGUACCAUUGUUUGUUCAAUUCCUUACACGUACCGACUUCCCUCAGUUACAGUUUGAAGCUGCAUGGGCACUCACAAACAUUGCCUCUGGCAAUGCCUAUCAGACAAAGGUGGUCAUUGAUCAUGGCGCCGUCAACUUGUUUGUUCAAUUGUUGAACUCACCAAACGAUGACGUUAGAGAGCAGGCUGUUUGGGCACUGGGUAACAUUGCAGGUGACUCUCGCGAUUGCCGUGAUCUGGUGCUCCAGUACGGCGCCAUGCCACCACUGCUCCAGCAGCUGGCUGGCCAGCCCAAGCUCAGCAUGGUCAGGAACGCCAUAUGGACGCUGUCCAACUUCUGUCGCGGUAAGCCCGCCCCCAACUUUGAUAUUGUGCGCAUUGCCUUGCCCGACCUGGCCCGUCUGAUUUACUACACCGACGAGGAAGUCCUGGUCGACGCCUGCUGGGCACUGAGUUAUCUGUCCGAUGGUAUCAACGAAAAGAUCCAAGCCGUCCUUGAUGCCGGUGUUGGCAGCCGCAUGGUCGAGCUGCUGGACCACCCAUCGUCAGCCGUCCAGACACCAGCCCUGCGCACCAUUGGUAACAUCGUCACGGGAGACGACAAACAGACUCAGAUCGUCAUCAAUGUCAACGCACUGCCCUUCCUGCAACGUCUGCUGCAGAGCAACAAGCGCGCCAUCAAGAAGGAGACCUGCUGGACCAUCUCCAACAUCACAGCUGGCAGCCAGCACCAGAUCCAGGAGGUGAUCGACGCCAAUAUCAUCCCAUCUCUGAUCACACUGCUAAGCAACGCCGAGUUUGAGAUCAAGAAGGAGGCCGCCUGGGCCAUCUCCAACGCCACGAGCGGCGGAUCGCCGGAGCAGAUUGGAUACAUGGUGCAGCAGGGAUGCAUCAAGCCACUGUGCGACCUCCUGUCGUGCACAGAGGCCCGCAUCAUCAACGUGGCGCUUGAGGGUCUGGAGAACAUCCUCAUCAGCGGCAGACGUGGCGAGGGCCAGUCCAACACGUACGCCAGCAUCAUCGAGGAGGCUGGCGGCUUCAUGAAGAUCGUCGAGCUGCAGAACCACAAGAACCAGGACACCUACGAGCGUGCUCUGCGCAUCUGUCAUCAGUUCUACGACGAGGAUGGAGAGCUCAACGAGUUGAUGCCAGCCGAGACCAACGCCGCAGGUACCUCGUUCACCUUCCAGCCCGUGGACAACAACUCCAACUUCAAUAUUUAA
This is a messenger RNA of Acytostelium subglobosum LB1, 1539 nucleotides long. RefSeq lists its product as hypothetical. Gene Ontology annotation, cellular component: cytoplasm; nucleus. NCBI's taxonomy places the organism in Eukaryota, Evosea, Eumycetozoa, Acytosteliales, Acytosteliaceae. The transcript is spliced from 4 exons. Bases 1 to 1539 code for a protein of 512 amino acids. Gene Ontology annotation, molecular function: nuclear import signal receptor activity; protein binding. The record is from RefSeq and is a predicted model, not a curated record. Gene Ontology annotation, biological process: NLS-bearing protein import into nucleus.